Molecule: messenger RNA, 1776 nt
Organism: Cordyceps militaris CM01
Lineage: Eukaryota; Fungi; Ascomycota; Sordariomycetes; Hypocreales; Cordycipitaceae
Product: malate dehydrogenase, putative
Exons: 6
Coding region: 1-1776 (591 amino acids)
Biological process (GO): pyruvate metabolic process; malate metabolic process
Cellular component (GO): mitochondrion
Molecular function (GO): NAD binding; malate dehydrogenase (decarboxylating) (NAD+) activity
Source: RefSeq, a predicted model, not a curated record
AUGUCUCAACCCUCGCAGUUCAGUCAUCUGCCCCGCGCCGCCUCCGGGCCUCUGCCGUGCUCCGCCACCGGGCCGCGGCUGCUCUCCCUCGCCCGGUACAACAAGGGCUCUGCCUUCCCCGAUAACGAACGCGCGGCGUUUGGCCUGCGCGGGCUGCUGCCGCCGCAGGUCCAGACGCUCCGGGACCAGGUCGAGCGCGCGUACCAGCAGUACGCGAGCUGCGGCGACGACCUGGCCAAGAACACCUUCAUGGCCAGCAUGAAGGCGCAGAACGAGGUGUUGUACUACAAGCUGCUGGAAACGCACCUCAAGGAAAUGUUUAGCGUCAUUUACACACCCACCGAGGGCGAUGCCAUUCAGAACUAUUCCCGGCUCUUCCGGAAACCCGAGGGCUGUUUUUUGAAUAUUCGCGAGCAGGACUCGAUUGAGGAAUGCUUGGCGGCGAAUGAGAAUACCGACGACAUUGAUUACAUUGUCGUCAGCGACGGCGAAGAGAUUUUGGGAAUCGGUGACCAGGGAGUCGGCGCUAUUCUCAUCUCUGCUGCGAAACUGGCCAUUGCGACUUUGUGCGCUGGCAUCCAUCCGUCCCGCCAGCUGCCCGUCGUCCUCGACUGCGGCACCAACAAUGAUGACUUGCUGAAGAACAAACUGUACCUUGGUCUCCAGGAGCGCCGUGUUCGCGGCAAAGAAUACGACGAUUUCGUGGACAAGUUUGUGCAAGCCGCUCGCAAACAAUACCCGAAUGCCUAUAUUCACUUUGAGGACUUUGGCCUCCCAAAUGCCCGGCGCAUCCUUGACCGAUACCAGUCUCAAAUUCCCUGCUUCAACGACGAUAUCCAAGGCACUGGCUGCGUCACGCUGGCUGCGAUGCUGGCUGCGCUGGAAAUCAGCAAUGUGAGCAUCAAAGACGUUCGUGUCGUCAUUUUUGGCUCCGGCACGGCUGGGAUGGGCAUCGCGGACCAACUCGCCGACGCCAUUGUGACGCAGGCGGACAAGUCGAAAGAGGAUGCCCGCAAGCAGAUCUGGUGCAUCGACAAACCCGGCCUUUUGCUCAAGUCCCACGGCGACAAGUUGAAUCCUGCCCAAGUUCCCUAUGCAAAAGACACCUCCGAGUGGCCUGCCGAUCGGCAACCCGACUUGUUCUCCGUGGUAUCGCAUGUCCGCCCACACGUCCUCAUCGGCACGUCCACCAAGCCCAAAGCCUUUGACGAAAAGACCAUUCGCGAAAUGGCCAAGCACGUCCAGCGCCCCAUUGUCUUUCCGUUGAGCAAUCCUACGCGUUUACAUGAAGCCCAGCCCGAGGAUCUGAUUCGCUGGACCGAUGGGAAAGCGCUCGUCGCGACGGGCAGCCCGUUUCCUCCUGUCGAGUAUGGUGGCAAGACAUUUGAGAUUGGCAAGUCAUUCUUAAAAAAGGCUGAAAGACGAAAACUAAUACAGGUUGGACUAGCUGAAUGCAACAACUCGACUUGCUUUCCCGGCAUUGGCCUCGGCGCGAUUCUGUCCCGCAGUCGACUCGUCUCCAACAAGAUGCUCGUAGCAGCUGUGGAAGCGCUCAAAGCAAAGUCGCCAGCGCUGAAAGAUGCUACUUGCGCGCUUUUGCCUGAUGUCGAAGAUGUGCGCGAGGUCAGUGUGGAAAUCGCGGCCAGGGUGAUACAAUGUGCGGUCGAGGAAGGGCUUGCCCAGGAGAAGGGAAUCCCGGAUGAUGAGGAGCAACUGCGGGAGUGGAUUCGGGCGCAGAUGUGGGAUGCAGUGUACCGGCCCUUGUCCAAGCAGUGA